This is a messenger RNA of Neogale vison (American mink), 2307 nucleotides long. It is a transcript of the gene SOX30, whose product is annotated as SRY-box transcription factor 30. Lineage: Eukaryota; Metazoa; Chordata; Mammalia; Carnivora; Mustelidae. Gene Ontology annotation, molecular function: sequence-specific double-stranded DNA binding; DNA-binding transcription factor activity, RNA polymerase II-specific. Gene Ontology annotation, cellular component: nucleus. The transcript is spliced from 5 exons. The record is from RefSeq and is a predicted model, not a curated record. The coding region runs from base 1 to 2307 and encodes 768 amino acids. Gene Ontology annotation, biological process: regulation of transcription by RNA polymerase II.
AUGGAGAGAGCCAGGCCGGAGCCGCAACCUCAGCCGCGCCAACUGCCGAGGGCGACCCCGCCGCGCCCGCUCCGCCCUGCUCCCCCACAGCUGCCGGUCGAGGGCGCCUCCUUUAGGGCUGCGGCCGCGGAGCUCCCCCCGUCGCCGCCCACCCCGUGCGCGGCCGCCAUUGCGACCGUGGCCUCGUCGUGCGGGGAGGCUCAGGCGUCGGGUGUACAGCCCGCGGCGCGGCGGCUGCUGCAGGUGAAGCCGGAGCAGGUGUUGCUGCUGCCGCCAGGGCCACCGCUGGCUCAGGCCCGGGACGAAGGCGUCGUCGCCUCACCGGCGCAAGCACGGCUGCUGCAGCUGAGGCCCGAGCUGCUGCUGCUGCCACCGCCUCCGCCCGCGUCCGACGGCGCCCCCUGCCGACCGGAGCUGCACCCGGUGCAGUCCCGAGCGCUACACGUCAAGGCUGAGAAGCAGGAGCAGGGGCCCGACUUGGAUCCAUCGGCGGGGACGCGAAGGCCUGUGGAGGCAGGCUCUAGAGCCUCCAGGACGGCCAAGGUAGAAGGCCCGGGGCCAGCUCUCGACGGCCACGGAGGGGACGAGAAAAAGGGCAAGCUGGAGGCGGAGGAGGUCAUGAGGGACGUGGUGAAAGGCGGGGAGGGCAAAACCCUGGCGACCAUCAGAGAAGGAGUCAUCAAAACAGAGGAGCCCGAGAGACUCCGCGAGGACUGCAGGCUGGGCACGGAGCCCGCGUCCAAUGGCCUGGUCCACGGCAACAAAGAAGUCAUCCUGGCCCAGCCAUCCAGUGCCUUUGGGCCACACCAGCAAGACCUCAGGAUCCCUUUGACUCUCCACACGGUCCCCCCUGGGGCCCGGAUCCAAUUUCAGGGACCUCCGCCUUCAGAGCUGAUACGGUUGACCAAGGUCCCCUUGACACCAGUGCCUAUUAAAAUGCAAUCCUUACUGGAGCCUUCUGUAAAAAUUGAAACCAAAGAUGUCCCGCUCACCGUGCUUCCCUCAGAUGCAGGAAUACCAGAUACUCCCUUCAGUAAGGACAGAAAUGGUCAUGUGAAGCGACCCAUGAAUGCUUUUAUGGUUUGGGCAAGGAUUCACCGACCAGCACUAGCUAAAGCUAACCCAGCAGCCAACAAUGCAGAAAUCAGUGUCCAGCUCGGGUUAGAGUGGAACAAACUUAGUGAAGAACAAAAGAAACCUUAUUAUGAUGAAGCACAAAAGAUUAAAGAAAAGCACAGAGAGGAAUUUCCUGGUUGGGUUUAUCAACCUCGUCCAGGGAAGCGAAAACGCUUCCCUCUAAGUGUUUCCAAUGUAUUUUCUGGUACCACACAGAAUAUCAUCUCUACAAAUCCUACAACAAUAUAUCCUUAUCGCUCACCUACCUACUCUGUGGUAAUUCCCAGCCUACAGAACACCAUCACUCAUCCAGUUGGUGACGCCCCACCUGCCAUCCAACUGCCCACACCUGCGGUCCAGCGCCCAAGCCCCAUCUCACUUUUCCAGCCCAGCGUCUCCAGUACUGCCCAGGUGGGCAUCCAGGCUCCAAGCCUGCCCCUCCGUCCAGCACUCCCACCCCAGCGCUUUGCGGGGCCCUCCCAAACAGACACUCAUCGGCUGCACUCCGGAGCCAGUCGCUCCGUGAAGAGACCUACUCCCGUCUCUCUGGAGAACACCAACAGGAUUCCAACUAGUGCAAGUACUGCCCAUGCCAGAUUUGCAACCUCAACCAUCCAACCUCCCAAGGAGUAUCCCAGCGUUUCCACUUGUCCCAGAAGUGCUCCAAUCCCCCAGGCUCCUCCUAUUCCACACUCACAUGUCUACCAAGCUCCUCCCCUUGGCCAUCCAGCCACGUUGUUUGGGACACCACCACGAUUUUCUUUUCAUCACCCUUACUUCCUACCUGGACCUCACUACUUCCCAUCAAGCACCUGCCCUUAUAGUCGGCCUCCCUUUGGCUAUGGAAAUUUUCCAAGCUCAAUGCCAGAAUGCCUUGGUUAUUAUGAAGACAGGUACCAAAAACACGAGGCUAUGUUUUCAGCUUUAAAUAGAGACUAUCCUUUUAGAGACUAUCCAGAUGAACGCACACACAGUGAAGAUUCUCGGAGUUGUGAGAGCAUGGAUGGGACCUCUUACUAUAACAGUCAUAGCCACAGUGGGGAAGAAUAUUUAAAUCCCAUGCCUCAGCUGGACAUUGGAGCCUUGGAGAAUGUCUUCACAGCCCCAACAUCAACUCCCUCUAGCAUCCAGCAAGUCAAUGUCACUGACAGUGAUGAGGAGGAAGAAGAAAAAGUGCUCAGAAAUUUAUAA